Molecule: messenger RNA, 1759 nt
Organism: Macrobrachium nipponense
Lineage: Eukaryota; Metazoa; Arthropoda; Malacostraca; Decapoda; Palaemonidae
Product: mitochondrial carnitine/acylcarnitine carrier protein-like
Exons: 6
Coding region: 355-1263 (302 amino acids)
Biological process (GO): mitochondrial transport; carnitine transmembrane transport
Cellular component (GO): mitochondrial envelope
Molecular function (GO): O-acyl-L-carnitine transmembrane transporter activity
Source: RefSeq, a predicted model, not a curated record
CCUCCCGUCCUCCUUCCCUGUAUGAGGUAAUUUUAGUGAGCCAUAAAGUUGCAUAACAGGCGAGAAGUGACUGAUAAACGAGGACAUAAGCAACCAGAGACAAGGAAGCAGAAUAGACAGGAGCUUACGUAGCGGGCAUUGUGUCCACCUGCUCAGCUGGGAAGAAAGCUAUUUCAAGUCUGGACACUGAACAGUCAGCUGUGUUUACAAUAGAGGGACCGUCUAUCCAUGGUGGGAAAAGAAACACACGCCAACAUUCACGCCGUCAACAGUUAGACCCAACACUUCGCUGAAUGAAUCUACUACACACGUGUGGUACUACGUAUCUAGUGGUGGUGUCUGUUGCUGCUAGCGAUGACCGAGAAGAACAUCUCCCUCGGCAAAAAUUUCCUAGCUGGUGGUUUUAGCGGGAUCACCGCCAUCAGUGUCGGGCAGCCUUUCGACACGAUCAAGGUCCGACUACAAACUCAGCCUCUACCUGAGAAAGGUCAGAAACCACUUUAUCAGGGAGCGUUGGACUGCACUCUCAAAACUAUCAGAAAUGACGGAAUCCGCGGCUUGUACAAAGGUAUGGCAGUCCCACUGACGGCAGCUACGCCGAUGUUCGCCGUGAGUUUCUUCGGCUACAACCUGGGCAAGAAACUGCAGCAGAAGAGCCCUGGAGAGACCUUGACUGGAACACAGAUCUUCGCUGCUGGGAUGCUGUCCGGUGUGUUUACAUCGACCAUAGUGACACCUGGGGACAGAAUCAAGUGCAUUUUGCAAGUUCAAACAGCGAGCUCUGGGCCAAAAUUAUACAAGGGGCCAUAUGAUGUGGCUCAGGCCUUACUCAAGCAAGGGGGGGUUAGAUCAUUUUAUAAAGGAAUGUGUGCGACGCUUUUACGAGAUGUACCAGGAGGAGGGAGCUUUUACCUCACGUACGUCCUAAUAAGGAAGUCCUUGGCUCCCGAGGGCCAAGAAAACGACCUCAGUCCUCUGAGGAUAAUGAUCGCCGGAGGAAUCUCCGGGGUCGUCAGCUGGAGUAUCGCACUAGGACCUGACGUAUUGAAGAGUAGAAUACAAACAGCUCCUGAGGGCAAAUACCCUCAUGGCAUCCGCAGUGUAUUUGUGGAUAUCCUGCGCAACGAAGGACCCAGGGCAUUCUUCAAAGGAGGUGUACCACUGCUUCUGAGAGCCUUUCCUGCCAACAGCGCCUGUUUCCUGGGCUACGAAGGAGCUAUGACGUUCCUGAAUUGGAUGACGCCUGAGUUAUACUCUGAUUAAAAAUAAUCCUAAAGGCCGACAUUCAGAAAGUGUGAAGUCAGUAUCGCAGGGCGGAAUUUCUGUGAUAGGUUGGCAUUCAAGUGAUGGUAAUAUGACUUAUUUUUCCCCAGUUACUGGAUUGUCUUCCCUUUUAAGAGCUCUAGAAUUCACUAUCUAUUUUCAAACAGCCGUCUAAUAGAGCGGUUUAGUGAUAAGGAUGUUAAGAAUGGCUAUCCAAAUAUAUCAAAGUCUUCCAUAACUUGGCCAAGUCUUCCUGUAAGUCUUCCUUCAGAGUCACAAAUAUCUUUAAGCUCACAGCUGUGUUUUUGCAUUUCGGCUUUCAUCUCUGUAUUGAUUUUGUCCGGCUAAGGUUUUUAAGCUGACGUUUGGAAAGCUUUUCUUGAUACCCAGAUUCAUACGAAUACUCUAAAUUAAUAAUUCAGAAAAUAAAGCCUGUUAUGUUUGUUACUACAGAGUAUAUAAUUCUGAAGAUGAACUGAUAAAAAUUUUACUUUUA